AUGCUGCGUUGUGUGAAGCGAAAAUCAAGUAAGAGUAGGACACCGGUGACCGGUAGUUCAAAUGAAAGAGGCUGUUCCACAUUACCACGUAUGUUUCAUCGGUCGGAUAGUGAAGAAGAUAUUUCAGAAAAGCCGUCAUCUUCAUCUUCCAAUAGGUUAACAAGAUGGACGAUGGAAAAGAAAUCCGCUACAUUAACAGCUGGCUCCACAUUAUCUUCUGGAAAUGAGACGAAAUCAAAAAGCAAACCUUUCACAUUUCUGCGUACAUUAUCUUUGGGUUCAUUAUUUUCUCCCUCAAGAAAACGUCGAAAAGAUGAUUCAACUACCGCUUAUUCUUCAGGUUUAAUGUCACCUGAUGUAGAGUUACAAACAUUAUCAAAUGAGUCACAGACUAAUAUUCAACAGAGACAAAAUGAAACUGAUGUUAGUCCAUCAGAAGGAUCCCUAACACCAACGGCUGAUGAAACCUAUAGACCUCAGUUUUGUAAGCAAGAGUUAUACUUAGAGAAAUUAACAAGAGAUGCCUAUAACUAUCCAAGAGACGAGACAAAUAAAACUCCAACAGAUGAAAACCCACAUAUUGUAUCUGAGGGAAAACAUUUGAAAAGAUAUCCAGAUGAUCAGCACGAUUCAGGUAGAAGUUCAACCAGAGAAUCAGCAGAUGUUUCUGUAGCAUCUGAAGGACCAAAAAAGAAACCGGCCAUAAAUGGUUUGCCUAUUGAACUUGAAACGAAAGCAGCACCACCUGAUAAACAUUCGCAAGUCUUACCUAAUUCAAAACAGGGUGAUAUUAAUCAAAGUUUUCUACGAGCAGCUAGGGCAGGAAAUUUGGAGAAAUUACGUGAAUUACUCAACAAAAUAACAGACAUCAACAUCUCGAAUACUAACGGACUGAAUGCGCUACACUUAGCGUGUAAAGAAGGCCGAACUGACGUUGUAAAGGAAUUAUUAUCACAUGGCGCGUCAGUUUAUAUGAUCACAAGAAAAGGCAACUCUGCUUUACAUAUUGCUAGCCUUGCAGGACAUCUAGAGAUCGUAAAAUUAUUAGUUGACCAUGGGGCUGAUAUAAAUGCGCAGUCUCAAAACGGAUUUACACCUCUUUACAUGUCGGCUCAAGAAAACCAUGUUGAAGUUGUUCAGUACCUUCUGGACAAAUCUGCUAAUCAGGCUUUAUCAACGGAGGAUGGUUUCACACCACUUGCAGUGGCACUACAGCAAGGACAUGAUCGUGUUAUAAGUCUGCUACUGGAAAGGGAUUCUCGCGGAAAAAGUCGCUUACCCGCUCUACAUAUUGCUGCGAAGAAAGAUGAUGUUCAUGCUGCUAAAUUGUUACUCAAUAACAGCGAAAUAAAUGUGGAUCACACAUCGGCUAGUGGAUUUACUCCUUUACACAUUGCCGCUCACUAUGGGAAUGUUAAUAUAGCUAAGUUGUUGAUUGAGAAAGGAGCGAAUAUUAAUUACCAGGCAAAAAAUUGUAUAACACCGUUACAUGUAGCUGCUAAAUGGGGAAAGAACGAAGUUCUAAGCGAAUUGAUACUAGCAGGAGCUGAAGUAAAUAGUCGUACGCGAGAUGGACUAACACCUUUACACUGUGCAUCUCGUGCGGGUCAAACUGCUACGGUGGAAUAUUUAUUGAAAAAUGGAGCUGAUCACACUUUGAAAACAAAGAAUGACUUGACGCCAUUGCAUUUAGCUGCACAAGGUGCUAAUGAAAGUGUUGUACGAUUACUAUUGCGGAAUGGUUCUAAUCCGGAUGAUGUGACCAUUGAUUAUCUCACCCCUCUACAUGUUGCAGCCCAUUGCGGUAACGUGGACGUGGCUCGUGCUUUAUUGAAUUCCCAUUGUAAUGUUAAUGCAAGAGCUCUGAAUGGGUUUACUGCACUUCAUAUCGCAUGCAAAAAGUCACGAGUUGAAAUGGCUUCAGUUCUUCUUAAAUAUGGCGCUCUACUUGAAGCAGCCACGGAGACUGGUCUCACUCCAUUACAUGUGGCUGCAUUUUUUGGGUGUACAGACAUUGUCUCAUUUCUUUUACAACAUGGUACGAAUGUGAAUCAAACAACGUUGCGUAAUGAAACUGCACUACAUUUAGCGGCUAGAAAUAAACAACUGGAGACAGUGAAAACUCUUCUUGGUUACCAGGCAAAUUUAGAUUGCCGUACAAGAGAUAAUCAAACACCCUUACAUGUCGCUGUCCGUACAAACUAUCUGCCAAUUGUUGAAUUGUUAUUGAAUGCUGGUUCUGAUCCUAAUAUAAUGACAAAAGAUAAUUAUACACCAUUACACAUGGCUAUUAAAGAAGACUCAGAAGAUAUUGUUAGAAUAUUGAUUGAGCACGAUGCUAAUCCGGAAGUUAAAACAAAGAAAGGAUUUACACCCUUACACUUAGCAGCAAAAUAUGGUUCAUGCAAAACAGCUCACUUGUUAAUGGACAGAGCAAAGUCUGAUCCGAACGCAACUGGUCCCAAUGGCUUCACGCCUGUACAUGUGGCCACAUAUUACAAUAAUAACAAAAUGUUGGAUAAAUUGACAGAAUUUGGAGGUGAUGUCAAUCGACCUGUUAAGAAUGGCUUUACACCACUUCAUCUGGCAGCCAAACGAAAUAAUCUAGAUUCAAUCCAUUUAUUAGCAUCUAAAGGAGCCGUAACUGAUAAGGGUUCAAGGAACGGUUAUACACCACUUCAUUUAGCUUCACAAGAUGGUCAAAUCGAAAUAGUUAAAGUUCUUGUUGAAAAAUACAAAGCUCAAGUGAAUACUGCAGCCAAGGAUGGUUUAACACCACUACAUUUGGCGGUACAGGAAGACAAAGCUAACGUAGCCGAAUAUUUAUUAAGUUCAGGCGCAUCCAUUGAUACGAAGACACUGAAAGCUGGGUUUACACCGCUACAUUCAUCUGCUUAUAGGGGACAGCUCGCCUCUGUUCGUCUACUUCUAUCAUGUGUCCCUGAACAUCAACUUCAGCAAGUUAUAAACAGUCGCACUCAUAUGGGUUCAACUCCACUGCAUUUGGCAGCCCAACAAGGUCAUCUACAAGUAGCUCUAAAACUGAUUCAAAUGGGAGCUGAUCCAAACAUUUGUAAUAAGCAAGGAUGGACAGCAGCAAAAUUAGCUCAUAAGCAGCAUUAUUUGAACUUGUUCGAACUGUUGCAAUCAGUUACAACUAAUGACGGUGACGGAGGUUUACCUAGUUCAAAUGGAAUAGAUGAUAAUGUAAAUCUAAUCCACGGUGUAAUGCCCUUAGAAAAAGCGGAAUAUAUGACUGAUCAUAUGAUCUCAGAUAGUGAAGAUGAAGCCGACCUUUUAUCUACACCAGCAAUGUUUCGAUAUCCUGAACAACGUAAAGAAACGUUAGAUGAACCAGAUAACGAUAUAACAUCAAUUCCAAGUACACCAACUUUGGAUAAUAAACUCAUAUCAGUCCGCCCAACAACACUGCGUAUUCCUGAAUAUUUAACUGCCUUAGGAGGUGAAACUCUUUGCUCUGGUCUUCAUGAAAGUAUGACCGAAGAACGUGUGAAGCCAAUGCUCAAUGGAAAAGGUGAAACAGCUACAGCUUCACAACAGCCAGUUCAGAUGACAAUUAAUGCAUCUUCACCUGCCGCUCUAUCAGAAUGGGAUUUCGAUGUGGAUAAUGUGCAUUCGACGAAGAAUUUAGUUAAGUCGGGGUUUCUUAUCUCUUUUAUCAUCGAUGCUCGAGGUGGCCUUGUCGAAGCUCAAAGACGACCUGGUUUACGAUUUCUUGUACCACCUAAUGCACCAUCUGGACCACUACGUAUAAUUUGUCGUUUACUCCGCCCAGAAGCGAUUGACAAUCCACCAAUUUUUAAUGACGGUGAUUGCUUAGCCUGUCGGAUUAUUGAAAUGAAUCCAAACCAGAUGCGCUUCAGUUUACCUAUACUUGUUGAGGUGCCUCAUAUAGCAUCUGUUAAAGGAAGAGAACGUGAAAUUAUAAUUGUUAGAAGUGAAACGGGAAAUUCAUGGAAAGAACACACAUUAGAAGCAAAUGAGCAGGCGAUAAAUGAUUCGUUGGGUGAUGCAUUUGAUCAUUCUGACUUGAAUACUUCAAGUCUUAACAAACGCAUUCAUCGAAUUUUGACCUACGACCUUCCACAAUAUUUCGCGUUAAUUUCGAGAUUUCGUCAAGAGGUUGCUUUCAUUGGUUCAGAUGGUGGAAUUAUUAGCUCCACCGUAGCACCACAAGUCCAAGCUGUGUUUCCUCCAGGAUCACUUCAAAAAAGAAUUAAAGUUGGCUUGCAAGCCCAAAUUAUUCCUAAUGAUGUCAUCAACCGUUUAGCGGAUGGUCGUGUUUCUGUAUCUCCUGUCGUAAGCAUUGAGCCAAGACGACGCAAAUUUCAUAAGCCCAUCACACUUACGAUACCGGUUCCACGUCAUCCAGCCAAAACUAUUCCAGAUACAACAAACAGCUCACCAAAAGUUCGACUUCUAUGUAGUCUAUCUGGUGGAAUAAAUCCAGCCGUAUGGGAAGAUAUAACUGGUUCAACACCUAUGACACAUCAUAAAGAUUGUGUUUCAUUUACUACAACUGUUUCUGCUAGAUUGUGGUUGAUGGAUUGCCCACCUGAUAUUCCGGUUACAGAGCUAGCAACUCGCAUUUACGAUGAAAGCAUUGAACCACCGAUUUUGGGGAGAUUUGUUAUUUAUGCUCGUCAGUCGACCGAUCUAGAAACAGAAGUUGAACUAAAAACGUCAGAUAAACUACAAAGACAACUUCCUCAUGCUCAAGAUAUGAAGAGAAGUAUUUCACGCACCAAAACGUUUUCAACCGAAUUCGCUCAAAUUAGGUGCAUUUGCCUGACAGACGGCAACAAUGACAAAACUCUGGAGUGUUUAGAACAUUAUUGUCAAGUUGCGAUCGGUCCAUUUGUAGAGAUUCAACAAAAUAAGCCUAUCUGGAUUGAAAUGGUUGGAAAUCUGGUACCAGUGUUAAGAUCUGAUGAACAGUUGAACUUUGCCAUUCGACCAUUCCAUGAUAACAGAAUUACAUUCCCAGUUCGAUUGCGAGACGUACUGGAUCAUGAACCAGAUUCAAGUACAGUUACUGGAAAAAUUGCAUUUGUACGUGAACCACGCAAAGCUCAAACAACUUUGGAUAUGACUAGCGCACAACAGCAACGUAUAAUCACUCUAUUAGAAUUCAAGCUACCAAUUCCAGAUAAAACUAUUGUGAUAUCUACAAGAGAUAAUCGUCUGGCUGACGCGCUCACUAAAAUAAAUCACUUUGACGCUAUUCCUCCAGUCAUGACUGACUUACACCCAGUAACGAUGAAAGAAGAAAGAAUAACUGAAACUGACGUCUUCGAGGGACGACCUAUCCUGCCAUUGGUUGCUAAAGAAAUUUUACCACAAGUAACAUUAAAUGAAGUACUGACAUAUCCGAGACGUGAAGCAAUAAAUAGUUCUUUAGACAUGAAAUAUCAGAAAAUGGAAGAAAAGAGAAAACAAGAAACAGAUACAGUGUUUUCUUGGUCUGAAAAUGCAUUUCUUUCGUCAGAUGAAGGUGUUUCGACUAUUUCGGCUUCUGGUGAAACAGAUGAUCUUCGUAAACCAGAAGCAGCAGUUUUACAGUCUGUUUCACAGGCUGAUGUUACAGACCAAGAAAAACUUCCUGUUGAUGUUCAUACUGUUCCAACCAUGUUUACUUCAGUUGAAAAUGCAUCAGAUCAGAUAUUAGUGUUAAGUCACUAUGACGACGUCACUGAAGAAAAACCACAUGUUCACUGGCAAGAAGCUUUGCUAGCACAUUUGGAAUCAGUUGGCGUUCGUUUAGAUUUGCCAACAAAGUUCAGUCAAUUAGCAGACAAGCAAAUCGAAGAACCAGAUAGUCAAAUAACAGAAGUUUUCAUGAAACCAAUAUCUCAAUAUGUUGAACAUAAAUCUACUUCAACUGACAGAAAACAGAUAAAAUAUGUCGUACAAGAAUUAUUAGAUGCCAUUGGACCACAAUUCGUCGACACUGCUUUAGUUGAACAACUACUGCCAACUGAUCGUGGAGAAAUAAUGGAAGAUAUAAUUGAACCUAGAACAUUUGAUCGUAAGGAACAGACAAUCUCACUUUUGAAGGAUUCUCAAAGAGUUAGAACCAUAUCGACCGUAACACCUUCUCAAUCCCCUCCUGUUCAUAGUACAAAUAAAAGUGGAAUAUCCGAAUCUAUAGAUACACUGAGUACUGAGUUCAUCAUUCCAGAAAUCUUUCCUACUGAAGAAGACAUGUCAACUGAGGAGGUCAUCAGAGUUAGUAGAGCCCAAGAAACAGAUGAAGCACUUAAAAAACGAGUCUCAACUAAACAAUCAUCUAUAAUGUCAUCUACAAUAGCAAUGGAAGAAGACAGCUACGUAUCUCCACAAGAAGUGAAUGAAGAAUUCCCUGUUCCGUGGUUAGAAAACUUGCAGGAUGAAGAAUCAUUCGAAAAUGCUUAUCAGAGAGCAGUACUAACCAACAAUAUUCAACAAAUCGACAGAGUUCAAACUUGCAAAAUCACAGAACUUGAAGUCUUAAAAAUGAAAUCUGAUAUUAAAAUACCUCACACCGUGAACGAACCUCAGAUUCCAUCACCAUAUAAGUCUCAUUCAGAUUCGGUCAGUACCGAAGUGAUCCAUUCAAUGCCGAAAGAAUCGCGUGAAAUCGAAGAAGUUGAGGAAGUUCUACCUGACGGUACGGUUGUCACAAAACGCACAGAAUCUGAAGAAACCACUCUCUCAGUUACUCCGGAUGAAUGGAAAUUGGGUGUACAGGCAGCAAUUGAGUCUGGAGGUUAUUUGGUUGAAAAACCAGAAGAAAUCACAGAAGUGGAACAAGUUGAAGAAACACUAGCUGAUGGAACUAUAAUAACUCGCUUAAUAACAACAAAAAAAGUGGUUGAUAGAGUUUUUGAACGUUCAAUUUCAGAAGAGCAGUCCGUAUCAUCUGGUGUGAAUGAAGAAUUGUUUGUAGAAACAGAUUCAACGAUACCUGAAGUUUCAACUACAGAAGACCAAUUUUUCUAUCAUGACCAAAAACUUCAAGAAGAACAGAAUAAUGACUUAAGUAAACCAGGGACUAUUUUACCAAAUUUAACAGACAAUAAACGGAAAGAGCAAAUAACUAUUUCAGAGACUGGUAGAAAAACCAACGAUAUCAAAGAUAUACUAACUGAAAAUGAAAUACAAGUUACACAAUCCGGGCAUGAUGGAAAAUCAACACACGUAUUCAAGGAAGAAUACAUAAUUUCAGCAGAAGAAACAGAACAUACAGAAACAAGGAAAAAUAGACAAUUACAACACGCAACACUAGAACAGGAAGACUACACAAUAGGCGAAGCAAAAAUAGAAGAAAAUACAAACGAAACGGAACGAAAAUUAGCAGCUAUUAAAACAAAUUCAAAGGACCUAGAAGAAAUUGACGGCGGCGCCAUCAAAAAAUCAAUAUCCAAAGAAAAGAAGUACAAGAGAAACAUCAUUGAUGAAAACCAAAUAAAAAGCGAAAUAGGAGUAAGAACAAAAAUAAAAGAAAGAGCGAUGAAAGAAAGUAAAAUAAAAAAACUGAAACACAUAAAAAGUCCAAAAGAUGAAGAAGAACAAGAAAACGACAUACAUGAAAAUCAACAAACAAAAACAUAUCAAAUACAGAAAGAGGAAGAAAAAGCCAGAAAAGCAACACAUAUAAAAAGCGAACGUGAGAUGGAGGCGGAAUAUGGUGAAGUUGGUGAAGGCGUAUUUGAAGGGGAGACGGAAGCCGAGUCGGCAGUCGAAGUGUUCGGUGAGAGAUUGGGGCAAGUUGAAGCGGACGCAGAAAGUGAAGCGGUAGAACAGGUUGAAUCGGAACGUGUGUCUGUGUUCGCUCCAGUCGAAUUGGAGUCUGAGGCGCUUGCAGAGACUGCAGCACAACCGGAACGGGAACGAUUGGUUGAGCGUGUCGGUGAGAUGGAGGCGGAAUAUGGUGAAGUUGGUGAAGGCGUAUUUGAAGGGGAGACGGAAGCCGAGUCGGCAGUCGAAGUGUUCGGUGAGAGAUUGGGGCAAGUUGAAGCGGACGCAGAAAGUGAAGCGGUAGAACAGGUUGAAUCGGAACGUGUGUCUGUGUUCGCUCCAGUCGAAUUGGAGUCUGAGGCGCUUGCAGAGACUGCAGCACAACCGGAACGGGAACGAUUGGUUGAGCGUGUCGGUGAGAUGGAGGCGGAAUAUGGUGAAGUUGGUGAAGGCGUAUUUGAAGGGGAGACGGAAGCCGAGUCGGCAGUCGAAGUGUUCGGUGAGAGAUUGGGGCAAGUUGAAGCGGACGCAGAAAGUGAAGCGGUAGAACAGGUUGAAUCGGAACGUGUGUCUGUGUUCGCUCCAGUCGAAUUGGAGUCUGAGGCGCUUGCAGAGACUGCAGCACAACCGGAACGGGAACGAUUGGUUGAGCGUGUCGGUGAGAUGGAGGCGGAAUAUGGUGAAGUUGGUGAAGGCGUAUUUGAAGGGGAGACGGAAGCCGAGUCGGCAGUCGAAGUGUUCGGUGAGAGAUUGGGGCAAGUUGAAGCGGACGCAGAAAGUGAAGCGGUAGAACAGGUUGAAUCGGAACGUGUGUCUGUGUUCGCUCCAGUCGAAUUGGAGUCUGAGGCGCUUGCAGAGACUGCAGCACAACCGGAACGGGAACGAUUGGUUGAGCGUGUCGGUGAGAUGGAGGCGGAAUAUGGUGAAGUUGGUGAAGGCGUAUUUGAAGGGGAGACGGAAGCCGAGUCGGCAGUCGAAGUGUUCGGUGAGAGAUUGGGGCAAGUUGAAGCGGACGCAGAAAGUGAAGCGGUAGAACAGGUUGAAUCGGAACGUGUGUCUGUGUUCGCUCCAGUCGAAUUGGAGUCUGAGGCGCUUGCAGAGACUGCAGCACAACCGGAACGGGAACGAUUGGUUGAGCGUGUCGGUGAGAUGGAGGCGGAAUAUGGUGAAGUUGGUGAAGGCGUAUUUGAAGGGGAGACGGAAGCCGAGUCGGCAGUCGAAGUGUUCGGUGAGAGAUUGGGGCAAGUUGAAGCGGACGCAGAAAGUGAAGCGGUAGAACAGGUUGAAUCGGAACGUGUGUCUGUGUUCGCUCCAGUCGAAUUGGAGUCUGAGGCGCUUGCAGAGACUGCAGCACAACCGGAACGGGAACGAUUGGUUGAGCGUGUCGGUGAGAUGGAGGCGGAAUAUGGUGAAGUUGGUGAAGGCGUAUUUGAAGGGGAGACGGAAGCCGAGUCGGCAGUCGAAGUGUUCGGUGAGAGAUUGGGGCAAGUUGAAGCGGACGCAGAAAGUGAAGCGGUAGAACAGGUUGAAUCGGAACGUGUGUCUGUGUUCGCUCCAGUCGAAUUGGAGUCUGAGGCGCUUGCAGAGACUGCAGCACAACCGGAACGGGAACGAUUGGUUGAGCGUGUCGGUGAGAUGGAGGCGGAAUAUGGUGAAGUUGGUGAAGGCGUAUUUGAAGGGGAGACGGAAGCCGAGUCGGCAGUCGAAGUGUUCGGUGAGAGAUUGGGGCAAGUUGAAGCGGACGCAGAAAGUGAAGCGGUAGAACAGGUUGAAUCGGAACGUGUGUCUGUGUUCGCUCCAGUCGAAUUGGAGUCUGAGGCGCUUGCAGAGACUGCAGCACAACCGGAACGGGAACGAUUGGUUGAGCGUGUCGGUGAGAUGGAGGCGGAAUAUGGUGAAGUUGGUGAAGGCGUAUUUGAAGGGGAGACGGAAGCCGAGUCGGCAGUCGAAGUGUUCGGUGAGAGAUUGGGGCAAGUUGAAGCGGACGCAGAAAGUGAAGCGGUAGAACAGGUUGAAUCGGAACGUGUGUCUGUGUUCGCUCCAGUCGAAUUGGAGUCUGAGGCGCUUGCAGAGACUGCAGCACAACCGGAACGGGAACGAUUGGUUGAGCGUGUCGGUGAGAUGGAGGCGGAAUAUGGUGAAGUUGGUGAAGGCGUAUUUGAAGGGGAGACGGAAGCCGAGUCGGCAGUCGAAGUGUUCGGUGAGAGAUUGGGGCAAGUUGAAGCGGACGCAGAAAGUGAAGCGGUAGAACAGGUUGAAUCGGAACGUGUGUCUGUGUUCGCUCCAGUCGAAUUGGAGUCUGAGGCGCUUGCAGAGACUGCAGCACAACCGGAACGGGAACGAUUGGUUGAGCGUGUCGGUGAGAUGGAGGCGGAAUAUGGUGAAGUUGGUGAAGGCGUAUUUGAAGGGGAGACGGAAGCCGAGUCGGCAGUCGAAGUGUUCGGUGAGAGAUUGGGGCAAGUUGAAGCGGACGCAGAAAGUGAAGCGGUAGAACAGGUUGAAUCGGAACGUGUGUCUGUGUUCGCUCCAGUCGAAUUGGAGUCUGAGGCGCUUGCAGAGACUGCAGCACAACCGGAACGGGAACGAUUGGUUGAGCGUGUCGGUGAGAUGGAGGCGGAAUAUGGUGAAGUUGGUGAAGGCGUAUUUGAAGGGGAGACGGAAGCCGAGUCGGCAGUCGAAGUGUUCGGUGAGAGAUUGGGGCAAGUUGAAGCGGACGCAGAAAGUGAAGCGGUAGAACAGGUUGAAUCGGAACGUGUGUCUGUGUUCGCUCCAGUCGAAUUGGAGUCUGAGGCGCUUGCAGAGACUGCAGCACAACCGGAACGGGAACGAUUGGUUGAGCGUGUCGGUGAGAUGGAGGCGGAAUAUGGUGAAGUUGGUGAAGGCGUAUUUGAAGGGGAGACGGAAGCCGAGUCGGCAGUCGAAGUGUUCGGUGAGAGAUUGGGGCAAGUUGAAGCGGACGCAGAAAGUGAAGCGGUAGAACAGGUUGAAUCGGAACGUGUGUCUGUGUUCGCUCCAGUCGAAUUGGAGUCUGAGGCGCUUGCAGAGACUGCAGCACAACCGGAACGGGAACGAUUGGUUGAGCGUGUCGGUGAGAUGGAGGCGGAAUAUGGUGAAGUUGGUGAAGGCGUAUUUGAAGGGGAGACGGAAGCCGAGUCGGCAGUCGAAGUGUUCGGUGAGAGAUUGGUGCAAGUUGAAGCGGACGCAGAAAGUGAAGCGGUAGAACAGGUUGAAUCGGAACGUGUGUCUGUGUUCGCUCCAGUCGAAUUGGAGUCUGAGGCGCUUGCAGAGACUGCAGCACAACCGGAACGGGAACGAUUGGUUGAGCGUGUCGGUGAGAUGGAGGCGGAAUAUGGUGAAGUUGGUGAAGGCGUAUUUGAAGGGGAGACGGAAGCCGAGUCGGCAGUCGAAGUGUUUCGGUGA
This is a messenger RNA of Schistosoma bovis, 11160 nucleotides long. Lineage: Eukaryota; Metazoa; Platyhelminthes; Trematoda; Strigeidida; Schistosomatidae. The record is from the annotation of a GenBank genome assembly.